UAUGACGUACUAUUGUGUUUUUCUUUUCAACUUGACUGCAUCAUUGUCGUUGAAAUAGAUAUAUUUAGCAUAGUCCAAUAUUUUACAGAUCACUGUAAGAAGAAGUGAAAAAUACAAUAUAAAUACUAAUAAAUAAAAUAAGAUAGAAAAAAAAAAAAAUUAAAGUUAAAAGAAAGACGAGGCCGGUUGCUCCGGUCUUGAUGCUUCUCUUUCUCUCUUUUUCCUCCCUCGAUUGCUCUUUCAUGACUUCCCUCUCUUGACUCUCCCCUCUUUCGUUUCUCAUUCGUGAUCGCCGUGUAUCGAGUGUGUUCUCUCUUCUAUCUGCGUGUGUGUGUGUACGACUGUGUGUGAUACAAUACACUUUUUCACAUGCACCCAAGCUUCUCUCUUGAUUCUGUGUUUGCGCUCACUUACUGGUCCUCGUCUCACGUCUGGUGGGGUCAGUGCCUGCUCGGGUCUUGAGCAGGAUACCCAGAGGGUUUUUCGUUUGUUGUUCGUGUGGUUUUACUUGAUCGGACAAAAAUAAAGGAAGAUAACAAUUUACGCGCGCGCAACGUCAGUGUUAUUAACUUAAAAUAUUUAGUUAAAUCAAUUGUGACCAUUAUUAUUUGUGACGAAACUUCAAUUAUUGGUUUGCUAAAUAAUCUUUCCAUUUGGAAUAUUUAAUCGUGCAGGAAAACGUCAAGACCAAGUGUUCAAGUCUUAUGAUUGGGUAGUGUUAAAAAUUAACUUCCGGUAUUUACUGUUAUCUUAUAAACUUUUUAACUAAUGUGAAAUUUGGUCAAAUAAAUCCAUAAAAGUCAAGUUAUAAAUGGCAUUAAGAGUAAAAAUUACAAGAACUACAAUUUUUUCAGAAAAGCUGGGCACCACAUGAAAAAACAACUUCUUUUAGCAUCAUUUUUAUAUAAGUCCAUUUAAUUUAUAGAAGAAAACAGAGAAACAAGACUAGAAAGUUAUUCAAGUUAAACAAGACGGAAAUGAUCUAAUGUAAAAUCGUAGUUGAUGCCUAAUCUUUAGCAUGGACCAUGUAGAUAGUUGGAGUUUACUAGUAGAAGCAUCAGGACUGUUGAGAUCUAAAGUCCAUCUAAUUAGUAUACAAGAGAAUAUCUUCAGAGAGCAAAAAAAGUAUCGAGGUGCACUAGCAGUUAUUGGGGGUGGCCGGGUUAUCACCGGUACGGUGAUGCGACGAUGAGUCCGGUGUGUAUGUACGGGCUGUUAAAGCGCGUCACCCGACACCCCCAUUGUCAAUUAUUCGUAAAUCGAGACGCGUUGUUGCUGUCAACAUCAUUAUUAUCAUCAUCAUCAUCAUCCUCAUCAUCAUUAUCACCAUCAUCAUCACCAUCACUAUCAUCAUCAUCGUCGUCAUUAUUGGCAUCGACAUCAGUACUUGCACCGUUCAACGAUUCCUUAUUGAAAACUAGGCCAAUAGUAGUCACACGGCCGACAAUUGAAUGGCCAUGGAUCUCGAGAAAACAAGGAACGGCACUGGUGAUACCGACGACGAUUACACCAAUAUAUAUUUUAUCGUCGGUGAUCGAAGAGAAAUUGCCAGUUUUCGACCUGAUCAAGUUACUAAUAAAGAACUUAAAGAACUUUUUAGAAGUGCAGCAGAGGCUGGUCCUCUGGACAUCGUAAAACUUCGUAAAGGAGAUAAACUUUUGAAUAUAUCACCUCAAUUGCCAGCAAAUACAUCGGAUACACCAUACGUGCUCCAGGUUGUUGGAGCACACCCAACAUCCUUAGGGAUGAUUGAAACAGAUCUUCUACGUGCAUUAGAAAGGCGUGUAGCUGUAUUAGAACGUCAAUUAAAUGAACAACAGACUGCAGCAUCAUCAGAAACAUCGAAUGUUUUACGAGAACUUAAAGAACAAAUGAAUGCUUUUAAGACUAAGUUGGAAACUACUGAGCACCUGAGUUGGUUAGGUUUUUAUAAACAGUUACCGGAGCCUGUUUCCUCUGAGGCCUGUAGAAGAUUGCAAUAUCGACGCAAAAGUGAUAGUGUAAAACGUCGAGUACGUGAAAAGUUCCUCAACAUCUGUGAUGUUUCCGUGUCAUCGAGCGUCCGAGAGUGGUUACGUUCACCAGCCUUUGACGCACGACAGUGGGAAGAUGAAGAGCUUUUACUGAUGUUACAAACGAUGUUUGUUGAACUAGAAUUGCCGCAGAAAUUUAACAUUCCCCUACCGACAUUGAGGAAUUUCCUUUACGAAGUAUACAAUAAUUACAACGAGGUGCCAUUCCAUAACUUCAGGCACUGCUUUUGUGUAGCACAAAUGAUGUACGCGAUAGCAUGGGCUGUGGAUCUUCCUACCAAGAUUGGUAACCUCGAAGUCCUGAUAUUGAUUAUCUCCUGUAUAUGCCACGAUCUUGAUCAUCCAGGAUAUAACAAUAUUUAUCAGAUAAAUGCCCGGACUGAGCUUGCAUUGCGCUACAAUGAUAUUUCUCCAUUAGAGAAUCAUCAUUGUUCAGUAGCAUUUCGUGUACUUGAAGCACCCGAGUGUAAUAUUUUGGCAUCAUUAGAUAGUGCAACAUUCCGUACUGUACGCGAAGGGAUUAUAAGAUGUAUUCUAGCGACAGAUAUGGCAAGACACAAUGAAAUUUUAGGACAAUUUACCGAUGUCGUACCCGAAUUCGAUUAUCAAAAUAAAUCACACAUCAAUUUGUUGUCAAUGAUUCUUAUUAAAGUGGCUGACAUCAGUAAUGAAGCGCGUCCGAUGGAUGUAGCAGAACCUUGGCUAGAUCGUUUAUUGCAAGAAUUCUUUAAGCAAAGCGAUGCAGAAAAACUUGAGGGACUCCCUGUGACUCCUUUCAUGGAUCGAGACAAAGUCACAAAACCAUCAUCUCAGUGUAGUUUUAUUGGUCUCGUUCUUCUUCCCCUUUUUGAAGCUCUUGGUGAACUAUUUCCUGAACUUCAGAAACUUAUUGUACAACCUGUACGAUAUGCUUUGGAUUAUUAUCGUCGACUGAAUGAAGCAGCCAAAGAUGAACGUCAUCAUCGAAAAAGUAUUGUCGAUCUUGGAGAAUCUACAAUGUCAUCAUCAACUACCGGUUCGUCUAACGUUGUUAAAUCUACUUCAUCUCAUAGCAUGCGUUCUAAGCGUUCAGGUUGUACUAUUAGAUCACGGUCAAGAUCAAUAGAAGAUGAGGGUGAAAAUAUAAUGCUGGAAGAAUCAGAUAAUGUAGAGAGUUCAGAUCCGGAAACAGCAACUGAAGUUGAGGUUAGCGAAAAGACGUUAAAAUUUAAAAUUUCAACAGAAGGAAAUGUUGCACCUUCAUCAGCUGGAAGGAGAAGUUAUCCUGGAAGUAGGAAAGGAAGUCGGGAAAAGUCAUCUUUAGAUUAUCAUAAUCAUGAUUUAGCAAAGGCUGUUAGAGAUCAUGAACGUGAGAGAAGAAAAAGUAGAGGAGAUAAUCUCAGUAGUGACAUGAGUUCUCCUGUGAGUGCAAGAUCCGGUGAAGACACAAGAAUUCUUGAAGAGUUUGAAAAAGAUCAAGUUUUGUGUAUAGAAACUCGAAUUAAAGAUGAAAGGGUUGAAGAAAAUGGUGGUAAUAUCGCUGUAGAGACUAUUAUUGGACGUAAUAAUUCCAAUAAAAAAACAAGUAGUGAUACUGAUGAUAGAAUUGGAAGGAAGGAAAUAGUUGUAGUAACAGAUAAUAAUCUCAAAUGCUGUUGUGAUGAAAAAUCAUCAUCUAAUAAUCAUAAAUCAUUAUUAUCAAGGUUAAGAAAUUUUACAGAUCGACUGAGUAUUAGUUUUGACUCUAAAGAUCCACCAAUUUCAAAGUCAAAGCAUCAUGGAGUUACUAAAAUUCUUACAAAAAGUAAUUCAGUUAUGAGUGGUACUUCUAGACAAAAUAGUACUUUAUCUAUUUGUAAAAGGUGCAAUUUAAUAAAAAACACCAAAGACCUUUCAACAACUGCUGUUCUCACACUUUCGAAUAUGGAUAAGCGAGCGAUGACGUUACCAAAAACUCGAAAAUCACAUGAUAGUAGAGCAAAAAGUUGGAGAAUGGUGUUUACUAAAGAAAAACGACCUUCAGCAUCUUUAGAGGUCCUACCAGCUCAUGAUUCUGAAACUUCUAUUGUAAAACAUAAAAGAAACUUUUCUAAUCCUGAGGAAAAGAUGUCUAUAUCCAAGGCACAGCUUUCUAAAGAUAUGAAAGAUCAAAAAAAAUUAAAUUUUACGGAAAUAAAUGUUAGAACAAAAUCAAAACCAGAAAUUGUUAAUGAUCCUGAACAUUCAAAUAUUGUUGAUGAAGAUAUUGAAAAAAUUGAAAUUCGACGAAGUUCCGCUAGUAUGGAGGACAUUUCUAAAAUAACUAAACAACAUGAAAGUAUUCUCGGUAUGUUAGAUGAUAAAAAAUCUGAGGAGAUGCAGCAUACAGGAAGUCUUGAUUCAAUGCUCUACAAAGAUUCAGCAAAGACUGAAAAAAAAUCAUUUGUCUUCUCUUCACCAUCUAGUGCAAAGAAAUCACCUAGCUUAUUUUCUAGAUUUAAAUCUGGUAUGAGUAUUGACGGAAGAAGUAACAGUGGUUCACUUCAUGAUCAAUCGGUUCAACAAUCACCAAGUGGUUGGAUUUCAUCUUUAACUUCUAGUUUUCGUCCAAAAAGGCAUGCUGGUGAUUUCACAACGUCAACUCAUCCACUCCAUUCACCCGGCCAUGAAGAAGUUAAAUGAUACAUCUUUAUGAUGGAGAAUAAAAGAGGUAGAUUCUCCGAAUUUAGCGAAUGGUGGGCACAACAUUCAUCUUGUUGUAGUGGUUAAAUUUUAUUUUUCUUUAAUGUUUCAAUGUCUUUCCAAGUAUAUAGUAAUGUAACAAUGAAAAACUAUUAUGUAUUCCUUCAGUUUUACGGGUAGAAUGAAACAUAACUUGCUAUUCCAAAUAUAUAUUUAAAAAACUUCCUACUGAGAAGUUGAUACUAAAAUCAAAAAUGAAAGUUGACUCUUUAUCGACUUUCUGAUUUAAGUUAUACAAACGAAUAUUGAAUGUAACUUGUCAAAAAAGUAAGAAAGAAAAGUAAACUAAAAAAUAUUAUUUAUGGAUUGAAUAUUGAAGUUACAGAGUUUUAAUGGAGACUCUUAAAAAAUGUCUGACAGUGUAGUUAAUUUAUACAUAAUUAAGUCGAAAUAUCGCGGCUGAUAAAUUAUUAGGUCUGUAGAUUAUUUUAUUUAUUGUCUGAAUGUAGUUUGACGUAUGUAGAUUAAUUGUUAUUAUUAAUGUUGUUUGUU
Chelonus insularis is the source of this 5225-nucleotide messenger RNA. It is a transcript of the gene Pde9, whose product is annotated as phosphodiesterase 9. Lineage: Eukaryota; Metazoa; Arthropoda; Insecta; Hymenoptera; Braconidae. The record is from RefSeq and is a predicted model, not a curated record. Gene Ontology annotation, biological process: cGMP catabolic process; signal transduction. The transcript has 11 exons. Gene Ontology annotation, molecular function: 3',5'-cyclic-GMP phosphodiesterase activity. The coding region runs from base 1452 to 4673 and encodes 1073 amino acids.